AUGCCUCGACAUAGAGGUCAAGUCAACUUUCCAUUGGACUCCUCCACCUCCUCUACACUCGUCUCCGCGCCUACGUCUCCCAUUCAGUCCAAUUUGCCUAGCGUAGAACCCGUCCCCUUUCCUUCAACAUCGAUUGGCGAGGAUGAAGAGCGCCUUGAUCCGCCCCUCAGUCGUUUUCCGGCACUCGGAUUGAUCCUAUCUUUCACCACCAAGUUUGAUUAUUUUCUCCUGCUGAUACCAGGUGUUAUCAGCUCCAUAAUAUCUGGUCUCUUGCCAUCCUAUAUGACCAUUCUACUUGGAGAAGCUUUCGAGGCCUUUACGCUUUACACGCUAUCUAGUGGCGAGCUUGAUUCUUCAUCUGCAAAACACACUCUCCGUUCUUCCAUUGGUUCAGUGUCCCUUCGACUACUACUCAUCGGCGUCGGAAGCUGUUUACUAAGCUUGCUCAAUCACGCAUUGUGGUCAAUCUAUGCUGCACGCGUCUGCGAGCAACUUCAAACCGCACUCUACAAUUCCCUCUCAUCACGACCUCUUAGCUGGUUUGACAAUGGAAUGCGCACCUCGCAACAUCGCCUACUCCAUUCGCCUCCACCCAAUGACGCCUUAUCCUCUCGCGUUGGCCUUGUACUGCAGUAUUCGGUCACUUUCCUGGUCAAUGUAAUCUUGGCCUUCACAAAAUCCUACAAGCUCUCACUGGUCAUCCUUUCAACUAUACCUCUUAUUGCUAUCAUCACCGCUGUCAUUUCUAGUCGGGUUGCACCCUUUGUUGCUUUGCAAAAUACCCUCGAAGCCGCUCUGUCAGGCGAGUUGACCCGGGUACUUCGAACUAUCACUCUUGUCAAGGCUUUCAAUGCACAACCACUUGAGCUUUUGAACCUGAAUCGCCUUGCGCGUCGACUUUCCCAGAAUUACGAUCAUAUUGUUUUGCUUUUUGCCCUCCGGCUCGGCACCACUCACUCUUUGGCACUGCUGAUGUUUGUACAAGGCUUUGGGUUUGGCUCACAUUUAAUUCUCACCGGACAAGUCACACCUGGUGACGUCAACACAGUCUUUUGGUCAUCCUUAAUAGCUAGCUCACAUAUGCAGAUGGCCAUUCCUUUGCUCGGUCAACUCGAGCGUACAAGACCUGCUAUACUCGAUCUUCUCAGCUCGCGUAUCUUUUCUUACACGAACAAUCCGGUUCUUCCUCCCUUUCGCCCACUCCGUAAGCGAAUUCCCACGAAUUUCCAGGGCCAACUCGAAUUCGAGAACGUUCACUUCGCCUACCCGAAUAGCUCUGAGACCGACUCUCACGAUACAACGACAUCUCAGAUUGUUGCUCCUAUACCAAUCCUCAAAGGUGUUUCAAUGUUUUUUCCAGCUGGUGACCUCACUUUUGUUUUGGGGGAAUCCGGAAGCGGGAAGUCGACCGUAGCCGUCCUCGCGCUUGGGCUUUACUCACCUGAUGUGGGAUCAGUGACCGCUGACGAGCUUGGGCCGAUUAGCGGACUCGAUCCGGACUGGGUGCGUACCGAGUGUUUCUUUCUCGGCUCAUUUGCGGCUCAAUUCCUCUUACCGGGCACGAUUCACGAGAACAUCGCCUUGGGGGCUUGUCCGCGGAGACCAGCCUCGUCUGUGUCCAGAGAUGAGGUCACCAGUGCGGCAAAAUUUGCACUCCUACAUGAGUUUGUCUCUGGACUUCCGAAUGGCUAUGAUACCAUCGUAGCUGGUCACGACAGUCGUCUCUCGGGCUUGGUAGCCGGGCAAGAUGAACGCUUAGGGCUGGCUCGAGCUUAUAUCCGGGAUCCUACUGUCUUGAUUUUAGAUGAGCCUGUUUCUGCGCUCGAUCUUGUCUCUCAAUCACUUUUAGCAGCUGCAAUCCGACAAUGGCGGCAUUCAAAAACAACUAUCUGGAUCACACACGACCUCAGUCCCAUUGAACCCGACGACUUCGUUUAUCUGCUCGAUUCUGGUCACGUGAUUGAGGCUGAUUAUCUCGCAGGACUCAGAGAUCGACUUGCUUCUCGAGGAACCCAUGUAAAUCACUCUCUUGCCCGUCUGAUCGGAAACACUACCGCCGCUCUUCCCGCACAAAUGACAAACACGAUAGGAAAGUCACAAGACAAAGAGGUUCAGACAGAGGAAGAAUACAGAGAGAUCGCCAUGGCACUUCUACGUGUUGGUCAAUUGGCUAGUGAGCGUCGCGGCCCGGGACGAGAGCGUCGGAUCUGGGCAGAUACGGAGAAAGGUGACAAGGAUUUGGAAAACGACAAGCGAAAGUCAUGGUGGGUGCGGCUAUCAUGCGGGAUAGCGGUGAGUAUAGUAGCUGGUGUGUUGACGCCAGUAUUCUCAGCGCUACUCGGUCAGUUAUUGGCCCGGUUGGCCGACCCUCCGGACGGCUACAUUAAACGACAAUCGAUUCUUAUUGCCGUUGUCGCUGUCGUUGACGGUCUUUUCUCAGCUCUUAGGAUUUGGCUGAUGGAAGGCGUGGGUACCGUCUGGCUGGAAGACAUGCGGGGUCGAGGCUUGAGGCGAGUGGUCUUGAAGGAUUUGACUUGGUUUGCAUCACCUCGAAACGAGUCUAGUAAACUCGUGAAUAGAUUCAUCAAGGAUGGCGUUGAAGCUCGAGAACUAGUUUCUCAGAUACUUGCUGAUCUCUUGACUAUUGUUACGUUGCUCGUGGUAGCAUUUGGCUGGGCGAUAGUAGUGGGUUGGGAACUUACAUUGGUUGGAUUGUCAUUGGCGCCGAUAUUUUUUGUGGUGAUUGGAGGGGGCGGAAAGAUCUUGGGGCGCCUAGAGCUUGAGAACAAGAGAUGGCGCGAGUCAGUGGCCAUGGAGUUCUACCUUACGAUGAAUCAAAUGAAAGCUAUCAGAGUUUUGUCAAUUGACAGCGUGAUGAAAGAACGAUUUCAUCGUUCGGUUUUGGGCUCGAAAGCAGCAUUCAUCCGAGCCAGUCCCUUUGGUGGUAUUCCCUACGGAUUGAAUACCGCGCUGGCCUAUUCUGCUGAAGCUUUGAUGUUUUAUGUGGGAUCGCAGUGGGUCGUAGAAGGAAAAUAUUCGUUCGAAAAGAUGACUCAGGUAUUUUCCUUGAUCAUUUUUUCGGUCACAUUUGCUGGGCAGAUGAUCAGCUAUGUCCCAUCGAUAUCUAGAUCUGCUAGAGCCUUCAUCGACCUUCUGGCGAUCUUAGAAAUGUCGGUCGAGUCUAAAGAGUUGAAAGGAGACAUCCAGCUUAAUCGGGUCAAAGGCUCUAUCCAAUUCGAUCACGUCUUUUUUUCUUAUCCAUUACCAGAUCUUCAAGCUGAGAAGGAGGAAGAUCAGGAAGAGAAAAACAGAAAACUACAUAAAGUCGAUCUCAGACCAGGAUCAGUCCCCGUUCUACGCUCGGUAUCCUUCUCUAUUCAUCCCGGGGAAUGUGUAGGGAUCGUAGGACCAUCUGGAAGCGGAAAAUCCACAAUAGCAGGCCUGAUACAACGAUUCUACGAGCCCGAUGAAGGUAAGAUAAUGGUCGACGGGUAUCCACUCAAUGAGCUCGACGUACAUCGACUUCGAGAGGUGAUUGGAGUUGUCGGUCAACACCCAAUGCUUUCCAAUGAGGGAACCAUUCUCGAGAAUGUAUGUUAUGGACACAGCUCAACGGGAGAGGUUGCGGCAGAAAGGGCGGCAUGGGCUGCGCUUGAAGAUGUCAACCUGGCUGGGCUCGUACGUGCAAGACCAGAAGGUCUCCAUUCUAGGUUAGGACAGCUUUCUAGUGGGGAAUCAGAGCGUAUGGCCAUCGCUCGAAUGCUUGUGAGCCGCGAAAGCCGAGCGAUUGUGGUUCUGGACGAACCGACCGCGGCACUCGACUUGCUCAACCAGCGUAUCAUUCUCAAGACCAUCAUGCGAUUGAAGGCCGAGGGGAAGACAGUGGUUUUAAUCACUCAUCAAAUGAGUGUCAUGAGAGCAUGUGAUCGUCUAGUGGUUCUUCAGGCUGGACAGGUGAUUGAAACAGGUUCGGUGGAUGGACUUAUGAGGGAUCGACCGACUGGGAUUUUUGCUACACUUGCGCGAGGUGGUGAAUGGGGUGGCGGAUAAAAGAGUACAAGGACAAGCGCUAUCAGAUAUCUGAUGUUAUCUGGCCGAGCCGAUCUUCAAUCUAGACUCUCUCAACGCCGCCGACUCUUUUGCGGUAACAUGGAAUUAUAUACCAACCUCACCCGCAAAAUUCCCAAAUACGUCGAAUCGAGCUGCAGUUUAUGGACAGCAGUUCUCAGUUAGUUGUUUACCGAAUCACACCGGUGUCGAAUAAUCUUCGCAACUUUGUUUCGACACGUCAAAAGUUUGAUUUUUUUUUUGAGAAUGCUUUUAUUUUUUCACCUCUAUGUCUCCUGCGUGGACCAAUAUACACAUGGUGAUAUCUUGCAUUUUCAAUUGUUUCUUUUUUCAAGACUGUUCGUUAUAAUUCAUUACCACCACCAUUUGUGAAAACUAAUGUCUCGUUUAAUGUUGUAAAAAUUUAUUCUUUGCAUUUCUGGUCCUUAUGAUUGUGUAUGAUCACGGUGUCCUUAUGUAUAAUCAGACGUAUUGCACAUGUGGAUGUCCUAUUUGAGAAGGCGCUUAUUUGUACCAUUUUCUUGGGUCUAUGCUCUACUGGUGCAAUCUAAAAAAUGUGAUUUUGCAAUCU
This is a messenger RNA of Melampsora larici-populina 98AG31, 4639 nucleotides long. RefSeq lists its product as uncharacterized. Lineage: Eukaryota; Fungi; Basidiomycota; Pucciniomycetes; Pucciniales; Melampsoraceae. The record is from RefSeq and is a predicted model, not a curated record. The coding region runs from base 1 to 4050 and encodes 1349 amino acids. Gene Ontology annotation, biological process: transmembrane transport. Gene Ontology annotation, molecular function: ATP binding; ATP hydrolysis activity; ABC-type oligopeptide transporter activity. Gene Ontology annotation, cellular component: membrane. The transcript has 11 exons.